AUGACAUCGUCAGAUAAAUGUUUUAUUCAUGAUGCAACUACAGGCCAAGACCUGCUUGACGUUGUCCUGCAGCAUCUCAACCUGCUCGAGACGGCCUACUUUGGCCUACGUUUUUUGGAUCCUGAAAAUCACACCCACUGGCUGGACCCUACGAAGCGGCUCAUGAAGCAACUUAAAGGCACGUCGCCGUUCACGCUGUACUUCAGCGUCAAAUUCUACGCUGCAGAUCCAACAAAAUUGGUGGAAGAAAUUACGAGGUACCAGUUUUUUCUUCAAGUGAAGCAGGACAUUCUGCAGGGGCGCCUUCCCGUCUCCCUAGAGCUCGCUGCCGAGCUCGGAUCCUAUGCUGUUCAAUCUGAGCUCGGGGACUACGACCCCCGAAGACACUCUCCGGGCUACGUCUCAGAGUUCCGCUUCAUCGCUGGACAGACCGUGGCGCUCGAGUCGAAGAUUGCCGAACUUCAUAAAAAAUUAGUAGGGCAAGUGCCGGCCAAAGCAGAACUCAACUACCUGGAGAAGGUCAAGUGGCUGGAGAUGUAUGGCGUCGACUUGCAUCCCGUGCUAGGUGAAGACAACAUUGAAUAUUUUCUUGGACUCACCCCGUCUGGAGCAAUCGUCCUCAGGAAUAAAACUAAAGUUGGCAAUUACUUUUGGCCUCGCAUCUCGAAAGUUUACUUCAGAGGCCGAUUCUUCAUGCUCAGAGUUCGCGAUAAAAAUAACUCGGAGAACACGUACGGCUUUGAGACGCCAUCGCGUGCUGCGUGUAAGCACCUCUGGCAGUGCUGCGUGGAGCAUCAUGCUUUCUUCCGCCUCACGCAGAGCGCUGGCUCGGGACCUCAAGCCGUCUUCUCGCUGGGAUCAAAAUUUAGAUACAGCGGCAGGACCGAGAAGGAAGUGAUGCAGGAAGCUCGUAGCUCCUGCAGACAGCAGCCUGAGGUGUCCAGAACUCCUUCACGCCGCUACCAGAGGCGUGUCGUGGAGGGCGCUGUGGACACUCCCCGUAUUGAAGAUGCUGACCCUAAAAUUGAACCCCGACUACCGACGACUUCGUCUUCACAUGUCGCACCAUCUACGACUUCAAACGUGUACCGAAGCUCAUCGAUGACUCUCAAUGGCCGAGGACCUUCAUCUCCUCGAAGCAUCAGAUCUGCUCCUCAGCAAGCCUCUUCUUCCUCUUCAGUCCCUCCCAUAAAUCGAGCAAAACUGGAUGAGAACAAACCUGUAAACAGGACAGAGUCGCGCUCAGAGUCCCGAGGUCCCGGUAACCGAACCGAGAGUCCGAGGAGCGUCCGAUCAGCCGCUGCCGCAGUCACGGCCGAGUCUCGCAUGAGCCGUCGCACGUCCAGCGUUGACUCGCAAUCUUCCAUUGACUCCAGAGGACACAGAAGUUCGAGGUCCCGCUCACCGAGUGAGGCAAAGAACAGCAGAUAUCCAACAGAGAUACGUCAGCACAUCGACUACGGUUUAAAAGAUACCAGUGGGCUUACUGAAGCAGAGCUGAGAGAUAUUCCUUACACUAGGGUCGAGACUGCUACGAAUAUCAAAACUAAAUUUGCUUCGACCGGAAAUGGCAAGAAGAACAAAAGUCCCAGACGAUCUAAAAGCAAUUCGAGCGAUCGAAAACUGGCGCCUCCGGACGGAGAAUCGCCGCCGCCAUCUUUUCAGGAUUCAACUAAAAAGCCCCAUCACCACAACAGCACCAGCCGCAGAAAAAACAAAAGCGCAUCAGAAGAGCGCAAAGUGGAAGGGCAGUCGCGUGGUGACCCGCCAGAAGACAUGCGCCCAGUCACGCUCGCCCACGGAGCUUAUCCUCGUGUGGCUCCGAGUGGUGAAUCUUCUACUCCACCUCCUCCCCCGGUUUCCGUGCCACCACUCGUACAGUACGAACCCCAAAAGCCUGCCUCUCUUCCCUACGAUGGUCGGUCAGCACUCAACUUCCCAGGGUACAUCCACAACCCCCAUGGGCUGAGUCGAGUGGAUGGCAACUCGCAUCACAUGACAAAUUUCAACCACCACAAGCCGGUGGUUAACAGCAGCCCAAGUGUGAAGCAUAUCGUCACGAGCAACGGAUUCCUGAACGAUAAUACGAGCUACACAACAUACCACGGACCUGACUCUAGCAGCAGCAACAGCUUCAGCAGCGAUAUAAACUGUUCCCCGUCUCCCCCUUCUCAUCCCAGCAUAUCAAAUCCUCGUCGUCCCUGCAACCCUGAUAAUAUUAACGGAGACAAGCAGUAUGUUGGAAAUGGCUAUGGCAAUAGCAACCCAAAUGAUUCUCAAAGCCGGACUAAUUUUAUACCUUCAAGUGCGCCUUACCUCAAACCAUCGACGCUAGAGCGCGGCACUCGGGGUAGCUCAAUAAACAAACCGCAACCGAGUCCCCAAUCUUCAGUGACUUCAGGCAUAAGCAUUGGAGGCUCCAGCGUGAGUACCUCAGCCGAGUCUCCUCUCAUUGCGGCCUCCCCUAAACCCAACCUCAUUCAAACCUCCGACUUGAGUACUUCAUCUCCCUCAUCCUCUUCUCCGCCUCCAAAUGACCGUGACAACGACCACGUUUUCUAUAAUCCUUGCAACAGCGUUCGUGCUGAAGCAUUUUUCAAUACUCACACUUCUUCGGAUCUUUGUAAUUCAUCUAAUCCUUCUGGAUGUGAUUCGACACUCGAUGAAAGUCACGACACUGGUCAAGACAUUAGCAAUCAAUACAUAAAUUCAGAGCACAACAAUUACAAGCUCAAUAAUCUACACUCGAAGACUCCGAACUUUUACUCAAAUGUCGACCACUACACACAACAUUCUACCAACAUCCUCAUACGUUAUCACGACUCAGAGCGGGCAGCUAGCAACUCUUGUUCUCCAGCGCCAGUUCCCUUACCAAGAAGUUCGGUUAUUUCAUCUGUACUAAAUAAUGAUUCAACCACUCACAUCGUUCAAUCGUACGGUCCUGCUUAUGCUAACACCCAUUUCACCAGUAAUAUCAAUCGUGAAAACGCAUUAAGAUCAACCGCAUCUCCAAAUCUCGCCUCAUCUAAUCACAAUACCAUUGGUCUUCCUGCUUUGGAUUCCAAUCGUAACAUUUCUAAUGGUUUCCCUCAUAAUAAUGCUGUAAAAGCUUAUUCUGGUUCAGUUGGUCCUGCUUGCACUAGUCUGGCUGAUUCUACCUCAAAGCUUUCAAUUUCUUGUGACGCAUCCGCCUACAAAGACGCUCGCACUUUUUCUUCAGAAAACAAUAAACGAUUUACACAGGACUCGACUCUCAGUACAUGGACACAAGGACAAACCCCUCUAAACACUCUUAACUUAGGCGACUAUCAUCAGCUUGGGCGAUCUAACUUUGCUCACGCUCUAUCUUCGAAUAAUGAUUGGCGGUCGCCAGUUAACUGUGGACCGCAGAUGCAUAGGGAGACUAACAAGGAGCCAAGUCAUAACAGCAGAGUGUGGAAUAACUCAGUAGGCCGUGGAGCUUCUGGGCGUUCUACGUUAAGUCGCCAAACAUCAACAACGAUAAUGGAGGAAGACGAGCCAUCGCCGUAUUCUUUGGAUUCAGGGCACAACAAUUCCUCAUUCGCUUCCCACGAUAGCGGCAAGUCAGACCAUCUUGGCAGUGACGGCAGCAGCCAGCAGCUUUCAUCAGACAGCUUACUGAGCUCGCUUACGUCGAGCAUCACUACGGGCUCGAGGUCUGAUGUAAAUAACAAACCUAUGUUGCCACCUAGGAAACCGAACCUGAGAACGCGACCACAUAGCGUACACGGAGGCAUCCCCAAUGAUUACUACGCACAGGGUUCAAUUUUAACGCAGAUAACUGACAAGGAUGGAUAUCGAGCAACUCGAGUGCCGAUUAGUGAAAACCCGUUACACGACGUUAGAAAAACAACCCGUGGAAGUACCACAAAUAUAUCUGAUAAUUCAUUUACUAAUCAUCCUCUUAACGUGCAUGAGACAAUUGUUGAAUAUCCCACCAUGAAUGGGAGUUUCAAUAGUAAUGGAAGGCCGAUUAGUAACUACGGCGGAAAUGCGAGUAACAACAAUGAAAAUGGUAGCAUUAUUCGCUCGCACUCUUUGCAGCGUUCAAACUCGACCUCUCGCUAUAGCUACCCUAAUACCAAUAAUGGGAUGCUCGUGAAUAACAUUGUAAAUAAGAACGGCCAUGUCGGAAAUAUGGUAGCUAAAUUGAGCGGGAGUUUCUCUCCUGUAUCAACAACAAAUAAUAAAUCCUCACUAACAUCGCCGAACGGUAAUACUUCUUACGUCAACGGACGCCAAUCAGCAGAAACGUUGACAUCGUUCCAAGGUAAAAAUAUAAUCCAAUUGGCAGGAAGAGAAGAAGUUAGCACUGAACUGUGAUGGCGAUGGGAAAUGUUGCGUCGUCGCCCCCAAAUAUUUACUGGACAGAUUUGAUUCAUGAAGUGAACCAAAUAAUUUCAUGUAGCGAAUUGUUUGACAUAGAAAAUUCAUCCCUCGAAAUUGAUACUUGACUUUAGUGAACUUCGUCUCAAAAUACAGCAUUUUUAUUAAUUAAAUUGUUAACUCCGGCAUUCGUAGCUCAUGUUUGGAACGAAUUGUAGUAAAAGUUCCUUCCGUGGGACUGUGCCGAGCCUUUGAUCUCACUUAUUCGUAGCUUUCUUAACGUAAUAUUAACGACAUUUUUGCAUGUUUAUACUAAAGAAACAGUAAUGCAGCUCUUAUUUUACGACUGGCUUUGAGAUCUAGAGAUAAUUAAAAAUUGCAAUGAAUUUGACAUAAUCUCGUUUGAACAAAUUAUGUUUGUCACGCACUUGCUUCAACCUUGCACAGUAUUGGUUCAACGCGUGAAAUAGUAGAUUAUGAAGGAUUUUUUACUUUUUUUUAAAUAUCAGCAAUGAGGAACGUCAUUCAACACGAUGAAGAAGUUAGAAAAAUUGCAUCUAUUCCAUUCUAAUGGUAAGCUGUUAGACAAUAUAUAAUACAACUUCAGCUAACACUGACCAAUCGGUUAGGUAACUGAAACUAUAUAACUGAAACAAUAGUUUCCCAAAUAUUUGUAGCGCUGAUGUUAAAAAUGCAUGCUACCUAAACUUUGCAUAUGAUUGGAUUUUUUUGUAAAAUUUAAGACGAAUGCAAUGAUUUGAAUAAAGUUUUCUUAAUUGUAAGUAAAUUGACUCGUACUGGAAACCUGCAAGGCGAUGUUAACAAUAUGCAAAAUAUUACGGCAUUGAUUGUGGUAUGAAAUGUUUAUAAUAAUCAACGUUAUCAAAUCAAUACUUGCGUAUGAAUGAAUUAGACUUCUUGAUCUCGCACACCUUCUACCAGGAAGCUGUGUUGAAUGAUCAAACAUUCAUAUUACAACCCUGUGCAUUAUUAGGAAACUUCACAAAUUGUCGAGUAUCGUAUGUAUUAUUUAAGAGUGAAUGAACUCGGAAGGUGUUAAUGUACAUAAUUGUACACCCUCCGUAUAAUUAUGUAAAGCUUGCGUCGUAGGCAUACAUGCUGUCAUGUACAGAGUAAACGCUGUCGAAUUUUGACGUUAAUCGUGUAAAUAAACUUAUUCUACUC
Molecule: messenger RNA, 5532 nt
Organism: Hyalella azteca
Lineage: Eukaryota; Metazoa; Arthropoda; Malacostraca; Amphipoda; Hyalellidae
Exons: 20
Coding region: 1-4344 (1447 amino acids)
Cellular component (GO): cytoskeleton
Source: RefSeq, a predicted model, not a curated record